UCCAUCUUGGGUUCGGCACGGAAGCAGAUGGUCUCUUGCCGGCUGCGUAAUUACGUAGAAAUUUCGGUUUCUAACCAGUUCCUAACUUGUUUUGUUUCUGCCAAAUCUUGAUCCUGAAGCAGAUCGCCUUGGGCAGAUACCAGCAGCUUUACACACUCGGCUCGCAUUCAGCAAAAGCUGUCGUCUCUCGGUCGCCAAUAUGCCUGCUCUAUCAUCCCUCGGACUUUCCCUCCCUCGUCGCCCUCUGUCACUGCGGCACUUUCCACAAUUGGCACCCCGAGCUUCCUCUACCACCGCAAAACCCACUCCCCGAGCGGUCACUAGAGGACCUGUCCCCCGGCGUCCAGUCUUCAAGGAUCCUUCCAAACCGACUGUAUCAAAUUGGCCAUGGCGUCAGGUCAAAGCCGAUACACCACACGGGUUUGAGCUGGAACGGACGCUGUUUGCUCGGCCGCCCGACAUUAAUCCAAGGAUGUUGUCUUUGAUCACUUGUUUGAUGGGCUUGAUGAUGAUGAGCUUUGUAAUCAUGCCCCCAAAGAAAAAGAGAGAUCCUACCCCCGAAGAGAUAGCAGAACUCGAAGCGAAAGCAGCCGAGAGCAACAUUUUCUUCCAGUAUGGCGUCAAAGUUGGCUCAUACAUCUUUCCUUCAGCGAACGCGGUUUUGGGUACCAGCUUUGCGGCCGCGCUCAUCGUGGCGCAUCUUUUUGCCAGGAGAAUUAUCACACGCCUCACUCAGGUCCAAUCCGCUCCCAAUGGCCCCAUCUCCCUGCGCAUAACCACUGUUGGACACCAGGUCUUGGAUGGUACUAUGUUUGCUAUGAAACCUAGAAAAGUAGAAACGAAGGAUUGCAGUGUCUAUUUCCUGGAUCACGAAAACGCCACGACAGUUAGGCUACGUGUUCUUCAACCCAACGGUCUUCCCUAUAGGUGGACACUCGAUCGCUACGCCUAUAGUCUUGAUUUCCGCAGGCUGAAGGACGACUUCAAAGCUGAAGGUCAGGAGAUUGUCCUCUCGGUGCCCAGAUUGGACUACAUCUUCGGAAAGGUUGGGCAAGGCAUGCCCCGGUAUAGUAGCAGGAAGUAGGUUCACGGCAUUGCAUGUAGUUGCAUCAAAUACACCAAUCGGUCACAGCACAUCCUGAGAAGCAUGAAUCUUUAUGGGCAUUAGGGAGCAA
Molecule: messenger RNA, 1175 nt
Organism: Cryptococcus amylolentus CBS 6039
Lineage: Eukaryota; Fungi; Basidiomycota; Tremellomycetes; Tremellales; Cryptococcaceae
Exons: 3
Coding region: 200-1084 (294 amino acids)
Source: RefSeq, a predicted model, not a curated record